Messenger RNA from Phodopus roborovskii (desert hamster), 2116 nucleotides. RefSeq names its product collagen type XXV alpha 1 chain (gene Col25a1). The record is from RefSeq and is a predicted model, not a curated record. The transcript has 38 exons. NCBI's taxonomy places the organism in Eukaryota, Metazoa, Chordata, Mammalia, Rodentia, Cricetidae. Bases 1 to 2001 code for a protein of 666 amino acids.
AUGUUGGUGAAGAAGCUUGCAGGGAAAGGAGGGGGACGAGAACCUGCAUCAGAAGAUCCGCGCCCCUUGGGACAGCGUUGUGCUGGCACCAUGGCCUCAUGCGCAGCCCUGGCGACCUUCCUGUCAGUGGUUGCUGUGGUUUUUUGUUUGUAUCUUGGGGUGAAAACCAACGACCUCCAGGCGAGGAUUGCAGCUCUUGAAUCUGCUAAAGGGAUCCCUUCUUUUCGUCCUCUGCCUGACACCCUGGAUGAGCUGAAGGCUGUGGUUCAGGAGAAAGUGGAGCGUCUCUUGGCUCAGAGAUCCUAUGAACACAUGGCUAAAAUAAGAAUCGCAAGAGAGGCACCUUCAGAGUGCAACUGCCCAGCAGGUCCUCCAGGGAAGCGAGGAAAGAGAGGUCGAAGAGGAGAGUCUGGUCCUCCUGGUCAGCCUGGCCCCCAGGGUCCUCCUGGUCCAAAAGGUGAUAAGGGAGAACAAGGUGAUCAGGGACCUCGGAUGGUGUUUCCUAAAAUCAAUCAUGGCUUUCUCUCUGCUGAUCAGCAGCUCAUUAAACGCCGGCUGAUUAAGGGUGACCAAGGACAGGCAGGGCCUCCAGGACCCCCAGGCCCUCCUGGUCCACGAGGCCCACCAGGGGACACAGGGAAGGAUGGCCCCCGAGGAAUGCCAGGAGUGCCCGGUGAACCAGGGAAGCCAGGAGAACAAGGUUUGAUGGGACCUCUGGGGCCUCCGGGACAAAAGGGUUCCAUCGGAGCACCUGGAACCCCAGGCAUGAAUGGGCAAAAGGGCGAGCCUGGGUCACCUGGAGAAGAGGGGCACAGUGGACUGCCAGGACCAAAGGGAGAACCUGGAAAAGAAGGAGAAAAGGGAGAUGCUGGAGAGAAUGGCCCCAAAGGCGAUGCAGGUGAAAAGGGUGACCCUGGAUCGUCUGCUGCAGGAAUUAAGGGAGAACCUGGGGAAUCUGGCCGUCCAGGACAAAAGGGUGAGCCAGGGCUGCCUGGACUACCUGGACUCCCGGGGAUCAAGGGAGAACCAGGCUUCAUUGGUCCUCAAGGAGAGCCAGGGUUACCAGGGUUACCAGGAACAAAAGGUGAACGUGGAGAGGCAGGGCCUCCUGGAAGAGGCGAACGAGGGGAUCCUGGAGCCCCAGGACCAAAGGGGAAACAAGGUGAAUCAGGAGCUAGAGGCCCAAAGGGGUCAAAGGGUGAUCGUGGAGACAAAGGGGACUCUGGAGCUCUGGGACCACGGGGUCCACCCGGACAAAAGGGAGACCCAGGAGCUACUGAGAUCAUAGACUACAAUGGCAACCUCCACGAGGCCUUACAGAGGAUUACUACCUUAACUGUCACGGGCCCCCCUGGACCUCCUGGACCUCAAGGACUGCAAGGGCCAAAGGGUGAGCAAGGAUCUCCCGGAAUUCCUGGAGUUGAUGGAGAACAGGGACUCAAAGGCUCAAAGGGUGAUGUAGGGGACCCAGGUAUGCCAGGUGAAAAAGGAGGAAUUGGACUCCCUGGAUUGCCGGGUGCCAAUGGAGUGAAAGGGGAAAAAGGAGACUCUGGGUUGCCGGGUCCUCAGGGUCCUUCUAUCAUAGGCCCACCAGGCCCUCCGGGUCCCCAUGGCCCACCUGGCCCCAUGGGACCCCAUGGACUUCCUGGACCAAAGGGAGCAUCUGGCUUAGACGGAAAGCCAGGAUCCCGGGGUGCAGACGGUCCUAUGGGACCCCACGGCCCUGCAGGUCCCAAAGGAGAAAGAGGAGAGAAAGGAGCUGUGGGAGAGCCUGGACCCAGAGGGCCCUAUGGGCUGCCUGGCAAGGAUGGAGAGCCUGGUCUUGAUGGCUUCCCUGGUCCUCGAGGCGAGAAGGGUGACCUGGGAGAAAAGGGAGAAAAGGGAUUCCGUGGCGUUAAGGGGGAAAAGGGGGAGCCAGGCCAGCCUGGCCUGGAUGGGCUGGAUGCCCCUUGCCAAUUGGGACCUGAUGGAUUACCCAUGCCUGGCUGCUGGCAAAAGUGACGAAUCUAACCUUCCAAGCAUGAAGCUGUGUAUAUAAUGGUCCACCUUUUGUAUUUAUAGUUGAAAAACCCGAAUUGCAGAUUUUGCAAGUGUGGAAUCUGCUCACUGGCGCUCC